AUGACUGAUAUUGACGAGGCUAUCGAGCAAACGAAGAAGUCGAUUAGUGCCAAUCCGACAAAUGUUAAUUAUCUGAAAGAACUUGGCAACCUUCUCAAUGACAGAUAUGUUAGCACCGGUAUGAUUGAAGAUCUGGAUGAAUCCAUUUUUGCGACGAAGCAAGCUAUCAAUGCGAUAACAAACGACGAUGUCGACUUGGCAGACUGCUCAAAUACCCUCAGUUACCGGCUUCAAGAUAGAUUCAUGAUGACGGAAGAAAACGCAGACCUUGAGGAGGCCAUACAAAUGGCACAAAAGGCGGUUGGGUUAACGACUACGACACAGUCCGUUAACGCCAAGUAUUUGAGCAAUCUCGCCGCAUCAUUCAAGAUCAGGUUCUCCGUUACAGGAGAUCUAAAGGACAUGGAAGACGGUAUAGCUAUAGCAAGAAAGGCCGUUUCUGUGACGACAAGCAGUGACCUUGAACUAUCGAAGUGGCUGAAUAAUCUUGGUAACCAUCUCAACAACAGAUAUCUAGUGACAGGUUCUUUGGACGACCUUGAAGAAUCAAUCAACCUGAACCGACGUGCCAUCGACAUGACAUCGGACACAAAACUGCGCGGGCUAUUCUUGAACAACUUGUCAGCCAAGUUGGAUCUCAAGGCCGAAGCUACUGGUAAUUCGAACACAUACGAGGAGGCCAUAGAACUCGCUAGAACAGUCCUCACCCUGACACCAGAUGGCCAUCCAGAUCAAGCAAAAUGGCUAAAUAACAUCUCAGCUCAUCUGAUAGAAAGAUUCCACAGAUUGUGGGAUCUGAGCGACUUGCAGAAUGCCAUCAAUGCUGCAAGUAAAGCUGCGGAUCUGACGCCGAAUGGGCCUACAAAGGCUCGAUAUCUUGCAGCGGUCGUAGAUGGCCUCAUUCACAGAUACGAAAAGAUGGGUUCAUUGACGGAUCUCGAAGAAGCUAUUCGCAUUACUGAGACGGCUAUUGAAAUGCUUCCUAGUCAUCAUUCACAAAGGCCACGGGUCGUCUCCAUCCUUGCGGAUAUUCUUAAAAACAGAUACUUAAGACAUCAAAAGAUACAGGAUCUCGACAGAGCAAUAGAAUUAUCCAGAGAGGCUGCUGAUGCAACGCCUGACAACCACCCCUUCAAAGCGGCCUAUCUCGACAGACUUGCAGUGCAACUGUGCCUCAGAUCAUCCAGGUCUCGGACAGACCCUAACCUCUGGAAAGACUUGGAAGAGUCAAUACAGCUGGAGAGAACUGCAAUAGCCACCACCGCAAAGAACCGCCCAACUUGGUGCCAAAAGAAUAAUUUACAGUCCAUGCUCGUCAUAAAGUACGCUCUGACAAAACAAAAUGCAAUUCUCGAUGAAUGUGCUCGACUACAACGGGAAGCCCUCGAGGAAAUCCCAGGAGACCAUCAAUACCGCUCAGAAAUGCUCAACACGUUAGGUUAUCGUCUCAGGGAUGGAGCGAAGAAUGAUUCAGACCUUGGAACAGCUUCAGAGUGUUUUCUCGAGGCACUGCAGAACAAAAAUGCUCCUGCGAUAAGCCGAGUGAGAGCUGGCUCGGCUCUACUCCGGUGUUGUCCUGAUAAACAAAAGGCUUACGAGGCUGCCCAAGUCAUCAUGGCUCUUCUACCUCAUUUGAUCACGAGAUCUCAUGAGACCUCAGAUAAACAGCAUGCUGCAGGCCAGAGAGCUGGUAUGGCGUGUAGUGGAGCUGCUGCAGCUUUGAAAGCAGGCAGACCGGCCUUUGAGGCACUACAAGUACUUGAGCUAGGGCGCGGUGUCCUUGCAAAGUUUAGUGAAGACAUGUUGCUGGGUCCUGUCAAAUUAGGUCGUCUGUCUCCUGAACAAGCCAACACUUAUACCCAUCUUCGCGACGAGUUGCAGUUCUCGAAUACUCUUAUCCAAGGAAACUCUCUUCAGGGUCAUAUUGAUCAGCUCAAUAGGCGUUACAAUGCGGCAGAGGAGUUUGAGGAGUUGAUUGGUGAGAUCCGAAAGUUGCCGGGGUUUGAAGACCUCUGGACUGCAUUGACAGAAGCAGAGACACUUCAGGCCGCUGAGUAUGGUCCAGUGGUCGUCAUCAAUAUUAGUCAAGCUCGAUGCGAUGCAAUCAUUAUUGAGAAACAUCAGGUGAAAUCUUUGGCGCUUCUCAAUAUUGCAGAUGGCCUCGCUCAGUUCGCUCGGAAGGGUGACUUUGGUAGCUCAAAGGUCCUAGAAUGGAUUUGGGACAAGAUCACCCAGCCAGUCUUGGAUGCUCUUGGUUAUUCUCAACAUCCUGGAGACGAUGCAUGGCCUCACGUAUGGUGGAUACCAACAGCAUCGUUAACUCUUUUCCCGCUACAUGCUUCAGGGUAUCACCGUCGAGAGACGUCUGAAACUGUCAUUGAUAGGGUAGUGUCGUCUUACGCUUCUUCCAUCAGGGCUAUCAUACGUGGUCGCGAGAAGCCUCUUUCAUCACAUUUGACUGCCACUGUUACACAGCGAGCCUUACUUGUAGGCAUGCAAUUAACUCCAGGCAUUGAACCAUUGCCCUUUGCAGACAAGGAAGUAGGCAUUGUACAGGAGCUGUGCAAGUCACUCGGUCUAGAGACUGUUCGGCCGAGACCGCGGAAAGAAGAUGUGUCUAAAGAUCUGUUACACUGCAAAGUAUUUCACUUUGCAGGUCACGGCUACACAGAUGAACAGGAUCCCUCCAACAGUCAUCUACUUUUGGAAGACUGGAAAGACAAUCGUUUUUCGGUAGGUGACUUACAACGAAUGAACCUACGUGAACAAGAACCAUUUCUCGCGUAUCUUUCUGCAUGUGGCACUGGACAGAUGAAGCAGUAUGAUCUAGUCGACGAGAGUAUUCAUUUGAUCAGCGCGUACCAAUUGGCUGGCUUUCGUCAUGUUAUCGGUACGCUGUGGAAGGUGAGUGAUCAAUGUUGUGUAGAUAUAGCUCGGACUACCUAUCAGAGCAUGAAGGACACGGGUUUGACUGAUGAGGGUGUCAGUUGGGGGUUGCAUCGGGCCAGUAGAAAGCUUCGUGAUAAAUGGGUCAAGGAGCAGAAGCAAGGGGGAAGUUGCCCACGAAGGGGAGUUGUGGUCGUUGGAAAUGAUAAAAGUAAUGUUUCUGGGGAUAAGGAACUGUGUAAGGAUGAGAAUGGCAGGGAUAUAGUGGCUGUGGAAGAUGAAGAUGAAGAUGGCAAGCAGGUGCAGUGGGCACCUUACGUUCACUUUGGUGUAUGA
Fusarium venenatum is the source of this 3222-nucleotide messenger RNA. RefSeq names its product CHAT domain-containing protein. Gene Ontology annotation, molecular function: protein binding. The record is from RefSeq and is a predicted model, not a curated record. NCBI's taxonomy places the organism in Eukaryota, Fungi, Ascomycota, Sordariomycetes, Hypocreales, Nectriaceae.